Acanthosepion pharaonis is the source of this 1632-nucleotide messenger RNA. Lineage: Eukaryota; Metazoa; Mollusca; Cephalopoda; Sepiida; Sepiidae. The record is from the annotation of a GenBank genome assembly.
AUGAAACUAUUGUUAUAUUUUCUGAUAAUCACCCUUGUGGGGAGAAAUGAAGGCAACAAUCAUUUUCCACAUUUUCGUAAAUUGAAAUCUCGAGCUACUGCCUCUGUCCAGACUGCUGCUGCACAAGAUGUUGUCAGACGACUCAUUCCAGAUCGUGCUGAAGAGUUCAAUAUUCAGGUUGAUCCUCAACUUGCAGAAGGAGACAAAGAUGUCUUCACGUUGGUUACUGAUAAAGUCACUGGAAAGAUAAAUAUAACCGGAAAUGCUGGAGUAGUGGCAACAUGGGGUUUCUAUCAUUUCCUUAAGUUUCACUGUGGAUGCCAUGUUUCUUGGGGAGGACAACAGCUGAACAUUCCAAAACCCCUUCCAGUCAUUGAAGCUCCAGGACACAGGAUGGUUUCUAAUGAUCAAUUCCGUUACUAUGAGAACGUGUGUACAGUCAGUUACUCUUUUGUCUGGUACAACUGGACUGAUUGGGAAAGACAAAUAGAUUGGAUGGCUCUGAAUGGUAUUAACCUUCCCUUGGCCUUCAACGGACAAGAAGCCAUCAUGCAAAGGGUUUUUACUAACAUGAACUUCACACAAAAAGAUCUUGAUGACUUUUUUACUGGACCAGCUUUUCUUGCUUGGUUUCGUAUGGGCAAUAUUCAAAAAUGGGGUGGUCCUCUUCCACAGUCUUGGAUAAAUGAUCAAUUGGUAUUGCAGCACCGAAUCCUUCGCAGAAUGCGUUCUUUGGGAAUGAUUCCUGUUUUAGCUGGAUUUGGAGGUCAUGUGCCAGCAAAUAUUAAAAAAUUGUACCCAAAUGUGAAUGUGUCGACAUUGACAAACUGGAGUCAAUUUAAACCACCGUACAGUGGGACCACCAUUAUUAAUUUUGAUGAUCCACUUUUUGCUGAAGUUGGUAGGAGGUUUAUUGAAGAGACUAUUAAAGAACUUGGAACAAAUCAUGUUUAUGCAACUGACUUAUUCAAUGAAAUGCGACCCAAAUCCAGUAAUAUUACGUACCUGAAAAUGUCUGGUGCUGCUAUUUAUAAAGGAAUGGUUUCUGCUGACCCUGAUGCUGUUUGGGUGAUGCAAGGUUGGCUUUUUCAAGAUUCUUCAUUUUGGAAACUUCCUCAAGCCAAAGCCCUUCUCACUUCAGUUCCAAUGGGAAGAAUGAUUGUUUUGGAUUUAUUUGCUGAAAUAAGGCCUUUAUGGCAGAAAUAUGAUUCCUUCUUUGGUCAGCCAUUUGUCUGGUGUAUGUUACACAACUAUGGUGGCACUAUGGACCUUUAUGGAGAUAUAGAAAGUGUUAAUGUGGGACCAAGUACAGCGCGUUCAUAUCCAAACAGUUCAAUGAUUGGUAUUGGUAUAAGUCCAGAGGGAAUUAACCAAAAUUAUGUCAUGUAUGAAUUUAUGUUGGAUCAGGGCAUAGGGCCUGGACCCAAAAAUAUCGCAGAGUGGAUCUCUGGCUAUGCAAAAAGACGAUACGGGGUUGAAAAUCGUUAUAUUGAUAUAGGAUGGCAGCUCCUCCGGGGCACUGUCUACAGUUGCAAUAAAACAAUUCAUGAUGCUCAUGGUAAUGUGGUCUUUACUGGAAGGCCUCAUUUAAACAUGAAAGAAGCUGUAAGUUUUGUUACAAAUCAUUUCUAA